AGUGUCCAAAAAAUAUUGAUAUGGAAUAACAGCAACGAAAGAAAGAAAGAAAACAUCUUCUGAAGAUCGUUUCACCAUCGAUCUUCCCUUUUUGGUUUAUUUAUUUAUCGAUCUCAAAUUCCAAACAAACAAAUCCAAAAACAAUGAUGAUGAGCAACCAAUCAGCCAAUGAUGAUGAUUGUCCAACGUUGAAUGAUGUUAACGAAAUACUCAAUGAUUCAUCAUCGAAUGAGCCACCACCAAAAGACCAAAAAUCUUCAAUGAAUGCACCAGAAUUAUUGCUUGCUGAAAAAGUAGAAAAAUUAUCCAUUGAUAAUAAUCAACUUAAACAUAAUAAUGAAGAAUUAUUGAAUAAAAUUAAUGAAUUUGAACGAACUGUACAGAAUUUUCGACAAAAAUCUUUAACAACAAAUCGUCAAAUUGAACAAUUAAAAUCCGAAUUACAAUCAAUGGUUAUAAAAUAUGCAACAUCAGAAAAAGAUGUUUUAGAUUUGAAAAAACGUUCAGAUGAUUUAGAAAGAAAAUAUCGUGAUCAAUUAAAAGAACGUGAUCAAUUGCAAUCAAAAUUGAAGGAAUUAAAUCAGGAUAAAAAACAAUUAAUGCAAUCACUUGAACGACAGAUUUUGGAAUCAGCAUCAUUACGUAAUCGAAAUGAAAUUUUGGUGAAUAAAUUAGAACAAGCACAAGUACAACAACAACGUUUACAACUUUCAUUUGAUGAUAUUAAUAAUAAAUAUCAAUCAUCAUCAUUACAAUUGAAAGAAAUUGAAUCAGCUUUACAAACAUUAAAUCUGGUUGAUAAUGAUGAUGAUGAUAAUGUUGAUGGUGGUGACCAUCAAUCAUCACCGGAUGAUAAUGGAUUGAAUAAUGAUGAUGAACCAGAAACGAAAAAACAACCAAACAAAUGGAUCGAUGUUUAUCUAAAAUGUACAAAAUCCAAUCAUAAAUUAAACGAAAAAAUUAUUGAACUUGAAAAACAAAUCGCCGAUUAUCGUUUAGAAAUCGAACAACUUAAUGAAAAACUUACCAAAUCUUUUGAUCAGCUUGAAAAUCAUCAAAAAAAUAUUGAUUUAAUUGAAUCAUUAAAACAAGAAUUAAUUAAACAACAAAUGGUUAUUGAAGAUUUGAAAGGAAAAUUUGAUCAAGUUAGUGAAAUGAAUCAUGAAUUAUUGAAUGAAAUAAAUUCAAGUAAACAUAAAGAAAGUGAAUUACUUGAAUAUACUGAACGUUUAACAGCUAAAAUGGUUACAUUACAAUGUGAACAUAAUUGUUUUCAAGAAAAAAAUCGUCAAUUACAAUCAGAAUCCGAACAAUAUCAUUGUGAUUAUGAUCGAAUCGUAACGGAACGUAAUGAAUUACAACAUCGAUUACAAUCGAUUAUUGAUCAACAAUCGACGCAAAUCGAACAAUUAGAUGCGCAAAUCGAAUCGAAAAAUAAGAAUGCGGAAAUGUUGAAUAAACAAAUUGAAGAACUUGAAAAUAAUAUCAAUAUUAUGAAACGUAAACAUAUUUUAAAUCUUAAAGAAUUGAAUAAAGAAAUUCAACAAUUAAGAAGAAAUCAACAACAAUUGAAAGAACCAAAAAUGCUUGAUGCUCCAUCAACAUCGAAUAAGAUGAUGAUGAGUGAAACAAAUUCAUCGAGCUUAUCAUCGCGUACAAAUUCAUUAAAUUCAUUGAAUGAAAUGAUUGAUUCGCGACAACAACCGAAUAAUAAUGAUAAUGAUACAAAUAGCAAUAGUGAUCGAUUAUCAAUCGAUACAUCUCAAUCAUCAUCAUCGACGACCACAACCACGACGACUACAACUACAAACACAGAAUUAACAUCAUUAAAUGAUAUCGAUAGAAAUACAUUAAUCGAAAGAAUUCUUCGUUUACAACGACAAUUAAUUAAACGUAAUGAAAAAAUUGAUUUUCUUGAAGAACAUAAUGGACAAUUGAUUGAUGAAAUGAAAAAAAAAUCCAAAUUAUUACAAUAUUAUAUUUUGAAAGAAGAAACUGGUGCAUUGGCUACCGAAUCAAUGGAUAAAAAUAAGGCUUAUAUUUCUAAACGUGGUGGUGGUAUUAUGUCAUCAUUAUAUAAUUCAUCAUUAACAGAUGAUACAAUGACAUUAGAACGAUCAUUAGAGAUUAAUAAUAAAUUACAUGCCAUACUUGAAGAUACAUUAUUAAAAAAUAUGACAUUAAAGGAAAAUCUCAAUACAUUGGCAUUGGAAAUUGAUCGUUUAACCAAAUUACAACAACACCAGCAACAAUAAUUAUUGAUUAAUGUGAUAUUCGAUAAUAGUAAAGCCAAAUGUAGCCAAUUUUUUUGUUAAUAUUUUACAUUGAAUCUGUAUGGUUGGUGGCCAUUAUUGUAAAUGAUGAAUUUUGAUGAUUAGGAUGAAGAAAAAUUCUAUCGGAAUUUGUA
Messenger RNA from Dermatophagoides pteronyssinus (European house dust mite), 2407 nucleotides. RefSeq lists its product as uncharacterized. NCBI's taxonomy places the organism in Eukaryota, Metazoa, Arthropoda, Arachnida, Sarcoptiformes, Pyroglyphidae. Gene Ontology annotation, cellular component: trans-Golgi network. Gene Ontology annotation, biological process: vesicle cytoskeletal trafficking. The record is from RefSeq and is a predicted model, not a curated record. Gene Ontology annotation, molecular function: small GTPase binding.